Mycena indigotica is the source of this 1533-nucleotide messenger RNA. RefSeq lists its product as uncharacterized. The transcript has a single exon. Bases 1 to 1533 code for a protein of 510 amino acids. The record is from RefSeq and is a predicted model, not a curated record. Lineage: Eukaryota; Fungi; Basidiomycota; Agaricomycetes; Agaricales; Mycenaceae.
AUGAAGACCAGGCUUCAACCAGCGCUGGAGUUGCUGCCUGUUGAGCUCUGGGAAGAGAUCUUUGCUUGCUUACCUCCUCGCACAGCCUUAUAUCCACCUACCGGCAUCUCCUUCGAGCUCAAUCGAAUUGCAAUCCAGUGCCACCUCCGCCGUCACGGUCUCCAACUGGACUCCUUCCUGCAGCCCACCCUUCGGUUAGCGGCAGAUGGGGGCUUGUUGACGGUGCUUUCCCUAUACAUCACUCGGGAGGAGCUCAUCACCGAAGAACUCGAGUUUCAUGCUUCGUGGCCCAGUACAGCGAUAGACAUCGCACGGGCGCUUGGCCGUCUUGAACGUCUAGUCUAUCGGCUGCCGCGGCUGCGUACACUCCAUAUAUUCUUUGGGUCCAACUUGUAUCGCUUUUCCGACGCCGUCCGUAUGCUCGUAUGUGCCGUCUUUGCGGCGCUGGCGAAACGGAUUUCUCUGGGUGGUCCGGUCUUGAUUUGCUCGUCUCGCGUGCUGUUCUCAUGCACCGUGGACAACUUGUACAUCGACAUGCCCCGCGCGCGGAUGUGUAAUCCUCUAUUCCACAUACGCUGUCUGCAUCCUGAGCCGUGCUUGCUCCCGCCGUUUCUCCUCGACGCAAAGUUCCGACUCUGUUCUGACAACUUAGAGCAGAACACGGCCGGAAUCCUACUCUUGAACAGCAGAAAUGCAUCAUACUUCUCCUGGGGAGACCUCACCCCGGUCCAUAUCCGACCUCUUUCCGGCAUUGUAUUCGAAAACGCGCGCUUUCAUCGUCUUAUCACGCUUCACCUCUCCCAACAUGUCGCUCUUUCCUACCUCGUGGCGUUUCUCGAGAAUCACCCCCACCUAGAGCGUCUCGAGUAUCGAAUCGCAGGAGCUGCGGAUGAUCCCUGCAACUGCAGCACUGGCAGUCUUCUGCCCCGCCCCAACCUUCCAGAAUCCCGAAUCAAAGUUCUGCAGCUUAACCUUGGGAAGGCCGACGGCGACGCCAUACACUUGCUCAAUUUGCUAUCCAACGCACCGCGGCUGAGCUCGUUUGAGCUCCUCGUUGACGAUAUUGGGAUCAACAGCCUCGCUUUGACGCUCAGAACCAUCGCAGUUCUGGCGGAAUCAUCAUCCGAAUCAGGCCAAGACCUCUCUGUCCAUCUCAUGCCAGAAACGGCAAAAUCUAUGUUUCUGUGGUCGAGCGACAAUGCCUCCAUUGCACCCUUGCUCGUCUUCCUUCGCCGCCUAGAUCUAACCCUCCCGUCAUUCUCCGUCGCGCAAGCAAUACUGCCUUGGCUUCGACAGAUACCACAUCUGGCCCACCUAGCGUUCACCAUUAAACCAUCUUAUAACCAGAGAAAGACGCAGUCUGCGUUGCUACGCAAGUUUCAGGAAACUAUGGAGCGGAGAGAGCUGGCGGCAGACGAGAAGCAUUUGCUUCGCGAGUGUCAUCUGAUACUGAAAAAUGUGGAUGUGUCGUGUAUGGUAGAGCAGCCGCGACCGUCUUCCUCGAGACCGACGCCUAGCAUGCGGUUGUUUUGA